AAGGAAUCCUACAAAUUGCAAAUGGAUCUCAAUAAUCUCAUGAAGGAUGGCUCAGAGGAAUCGAAGGAAACUGCUAGUCAGCUAAACAAAAUUUUUAAGGAAAGGAGCUCUUAUAGCUACGGUGACAAUGGGAUGCUGUCUACCUUAUGGUCGGAAUGUCCGCUAUUGGAAAAUGGAACCCUUACAACUACGGUGGACAAUGGAAUGCUGUCUACCUUAUGGUCGGAAUGUCCGUUGUACCUGCUUUCCGCAGGCCAUCGUGAUACUUUUUGCGAUGUCAACGUUUUUUGGAAUAAAAUUGAACUAAAUAGACGGCUACAGGAUCAGUUACAGACCGCAGAGGUUAUUGUUUACUUGUUUCUUCAACAAAUGUUUCCGCAAAAACCUUUGCAACAACAAUUAGAAACGUUCAUUCAGCUAUCGAAAAAUGUUAACGACGCAUUG
This is a messenger RNA of Acaulospora colombiana, 444 nucleotides long. Lineage: Eukaryota; Fungi; Glomeromycota; Glomeromycetes; Diversisporales; Acaulosporaceae. The record is from the annotation of a GenBank genome assembly.